Uncinocarpus reesii 1704 is the source of this 6849-nucleotide messenger RNA. RefSeq names its product pyrABCN protein. The record is from RefSeq and is a predicted model, not a curated record. Lineage: Eukaryota; Fungi; Ascomycota; Eurotiomycetes; Onygenales; Onygenaceae. Gene Ontology annotation, biological process: 'de novo' pyrimidine nucleobase biosynthetic process; L-glutamine metabolic process; UTP biosynthetic process. The coding region runs from base 1 to 6849 and encodes 2282 amino acids. The transcript is spliced from 3 exons. Gene Ontology annotation, molecular function: aspartate carbamoyltransferase activity; ATP binding; dihydroorotase activity. Gene Ontology annotation, cellular component: cytosol; cytoplasm.
AUGCCGCUCUUCAGCUCUUCCUCCGACGCGAAAUCUCCCCAAUCUCCUGCCAGCCCUCUGAGAGCUUCGGACUCGCUCUUCCCCGUUGCCCCCUCCGCCGGCGGUGCCGUUGCAUACCUGCAGAAUGAGCAGCAGCCCCCCCAGGCCGCACAGUCCUCCAUCAGUCCGACUGUGAUCCCUCCGGCCUCCGCACAGAUCACCGAAGACUCCGGCAGAUCAAUUCUUCUCGAGCUCGAAGAUGGGACCAUCUACCAUGGACUCAGCUUUGGUGCGGAGAAGAGCGUUGCCGGCGAGCUGGUCUUCCAGACCGGCAUGGUGGGGUACCCUGAAUCGAUAACAGAUCCUUCGUAUCGCGGGCAGAUCCUGGUCAUUACGUUCCCUCUCGUGGGCAAUUACGGUGUCCCGUCCCGUGAGACCAUGGACGAAUUGGCAAAGGAUCUCCCCAAGCACUUCGAGUCCAGCCAAAUUCACAUCUCCGGGUUGGUCGUCGCCAGCUACUGCGGAGAGGAGUACUCGCACUUCUUGGCAGAGAGCUCCUUGGGCAAAUGGCUGAAAGAACAGGAUGUUCCUGCAAUCUACGGCGUCGAUACCCGGGCUCUAACAAAGAGAAUCCGCGAAAAGGGUAGUAUGCUCGGCCGUAUGCUGCUUCAAAAGUCCACAAGCGGAAAAGACCUGGUUCACGAUCUCGCGGAGACCGUCGAUGGUGAAGAUUCGGGGAGAUGGCGCGAGCAUUUUGAAAAUAUCGAAUGGGUAGAUCCCAACAAGAGAAAUCUCGUCGAAGAGGUCUCGGUCAAGGAGCCUCGACUUUAUACACCGCCAAAGGCUGCCAUUCUCCACCCCUCAGGUCGUACCAUCCGUGUUUUAUGUGUCGACGUUGGCAUGAAAUACAAUCAACUUAGAUGUUUCCUCGCUCGUGGCGUUGAAGUUCUUGUUGUACCCUGGAACUACGACUUUCAUUCCCUGGGCGGCAAUGACUAUGACGGCCUCUUCGUGUCCAACGGCCCUGGUGACCCAGCGAUGCUCGCCUCCACCGUUGAAAAUCUUGCAAAGGCCCUGAAGGAAUGCCGAACCCCAGUCUUCGGUAUCUGCCUUGGUCACCAGCUCCUUUCUCGUGCCGCCGGCGCCGGGACUAUCAAGAUGAAGUUUGGAAACCGUGGUCACAACAUCCCUUGCACCAACAUGCUGUCAGGACGUUGUUAUAUUACCUCCCAGAACCAUGGUUAUGCCGUGGAUUCCUCAACCCUACCCGAAGGCUGGGAGGAACUGUUUGUCAAUGCCAACGACGGAAGCAACGAAGGCAUUAGACACGUUUCCAAGCCAUAUUUCAGUGUUCAAUUCCACCCUGAAAGUACACCGGGCCCUCGGGACACCGAAUUUCUCUUUGAUGUCUUCAUCAAUACAAUUAAGAAGAGCAUCGAGUCUCCUUCUGGAUUGAACGAGCCCGUCUACUUCCCUGGUGGCACAAUUGAAGAAAACCGCCUCGCCCACCCUAAGGUCUCAGUCAAGAAGGUCCUCAUCUUGGGCAGUGGUGGUCUUAGCAUCGGCCAGGCCGGAGAAUUUGACUACUCGGGUAGUCAAGCGAUCAAGGCCCUCAAAGAGGAAGGAAUUUACACCGUCCUAAUCAACCCGAACAUCGCAACAAUUCAAACAUCCAAGGGACUUGCAGACAAAGUCUACUUCCUCCCGGUCAACGCUGAUUUCGUGCGCAAGGUCAUCAAACACGAACGUCCUGAUGCUAUCUAUGUCACGUUCGGUGGUCAAACCGCCUUGCAGGUCGGCAUUCAGCUUAAAGACGAGUUUGAAAGCCUUGGGGUCAAGGUUCUAGGUACUCCUAUCGAAACCAUCAUCACCACCGAGGACCGUGAACUGUUUGCUCGAAGCAUGGAAUCUAUUGGAGAAAAGUGCGCCAAGUCUGCCUCGGCUUCUACUCUCGAAGAAGCCCUCGAAGUUGUCAAGGAUAUCGGCUUCCCCGUCAUUGUCCGGGCUGCAUACGCGCUCGGUGGUCUUGGAAGCGGUUUCGCAGACAAUACUGAGCAACUGCGGGAUCUUUGCGCCAAGGCGUUCGCCGCUAGCCCUCAGGUCCUGAUUGAAAAGAGUAUGAAGGGAUGGAAGGAAAUCGAGUAUGAAGUUGUUCGUGAUGCACAGGACAACUGCAUCACAGUCUGCAACAUGGAGAACUUUGAUCCCCUCGGUAUCCACACUGGUGACUCGAUCGUCGUUGCUCCGUCACAGACCCUGUCAGAUGAAGACUAUAAUAUGCUCCGAACAACAGCAGUCAAUGUCAUUAGGCAUUUGGGUGUCGUGGGCGAAUGCAAUAUCCAAUAUGCCCUAAAUCCGUUUUCAAAGGAAUACUGCAUUAUCGAAGUGAAUGCACGGUUGUCCAGGUCUUCUGCUCUUGCUUCCAAGGCGACUGGCUACCCAUUGGCAUUCAUUGCUGCGAAGCUGGGUCUCGGUAUCCCGUUGAACGAAAUAUCCAACACCGUCACUAAGGUGACAUGCGCCUGCUUCGAACCAUCUCUUGAUUAUGUUGUGGUCAAGAUCCCUCGCUGGGAUUUGAAGAAAUUCACUCGUGUCUCGACCCAGCUUGGCUCUUCAAUGAAGAGUGUCGGUGAGGUCAUGAGUAUUGGUAGAACCUUUGAAGAAGCCAUACAAAAGGCCAUUCGUGCCGUCGAUUACACUAACUUGGGUUUCAACGCCACCAAUGCAUUGAUGUCGAUCAAAACUGAGCUUCAGACUCCUUCUGACCAGCGACUCUUUGCUAUCGCGAACGCUAUGCAGUCCGGUUAUACUGUCGAUGAUAUUUGGGAGCUGACCAAGAUUGAUAAAUGGUUCUUGCGCAAGCUCGAGGGCCUUAGCAAAUUUGGGAAAAUAAUCAGCAAUUAUACUGCUUCCACCGUCCCAGUUUCUCUUGUUCGACAGGCCAAGCAGCUCGGUUUCUCCGACCGCCAGCUAUCUAAAUUUUUGAGUUCAAAUGAAUUAGCCAUCCGGAGACUGAGGGUCGAGGCUGGCAUCAUGCCUGUUGUGAAACAGAUUGACACUGUUGCUGCUGAGUUUCCGGCUUACACCAACUACCUUUAUCUAACCUACAACGGUUCAGAGAGCGAUAUCUCAUUCAACGAUAAAGGUAUCAUGGUUCUUGGAUCUGGUGUUUACCGAAUUGGGUCUUCCGUUGAAUUCGACUGGUGCUCUGUUCGAGCUAUCCGAACACUCAGACAGCAAGGAUACAAGACGGUCAUGGUGAACUACAAUCCGGAAACCGUCAGUACUGAUUAUGAUGAAGCUGAUCGACUGUAUUUUGAAAACAUUACUUUGGAGACUGUCCUCGAUAUCUACCAGCUGGAGUCUUCAAGUGGCGUUAUUAUCUCUAUGGGUGGCCAGACACCGAACAAUAUCGCCUUGCCGUUGCAUCGCCUGAAUGUCAACAUUUUGGGUACCUCGCCAGAGAUGAUCGAUGCCGCAGAGAAUCGUUACAAGUUCUCCCGCUUGCUUGACCGCAUUGGUGUCGACCAGCCUGCAUGGAAGGAGCUUACUAGCAUUGACGAGGCGACGGCAUUCUGUGCCAAGGUCAAAUAUCCAGUGCUUGUCCGUCCUUCUUAUGUCCUUUCCGGCGCUGCGAUGAAUACCGUCUACUCUCAAGAUGAUUUAGCCAAUUAUCUCAAUCAAGCCGUUGAGGUCUCGAGAGAACACCCGGUUGUCAUCACAAAGUACAUUGAAAAUGCCAAGGAGAUCGAAAUGGAUGCCGUUGCGAAGAACGGUGUGAUGGUUGGCCACUUUAUCUCUGAGCAUGUUGAGAAUGCUGGUGUUCAUUCUGGUGAUGCAACUCUCAUCUCACCUCCCCAGGAUUUGGAUCCAGAGACUGUCCGCCGAAUCGAGGAGGCAACGAGCAAGAUUGGAAACGCUCUCAAUGUGACCGGUCCUUUCAACAUCCAGUUCAUCGCCAAGGACAACGAGAUUAAGGUCAUCGAAUGCAACGUUCGAGCUUCGCGAUCUUUCCCAUUUGUUUCCAAGGUCAUGAACGUCGAUUUGAUUGAAAUGGCCACGAAGGCAAUGAUCGGGCGACCAUUCGUCGAAUACCCUCCCGUUAAUAUCCCAAAACACUAUGUUGGCAUUAAAGUUCCUCAGUUCUCUUUCUCUCGACUGUCUGGUGCCGAUCCAGUCCUUGGUGUCGAAAUGGCUUCCACCGGUGAAGUCGCUUGUUUCGGUCGCGACAGGUAUGAGGCAUAUCUCAAAGCUCUCAUCUCAACUGGCUUCAAGCUUCCGAAUAAGAACAUUCUUGUUUCCAUUGGAUCCUACAAGGAGAAAAUGGAAAUGCUUCCUUCGAUUACCAAGCUUCACCACAUGGGUUAUAAUCUCUUCGCAACAGCUGGUACUGCAGACUUUAUCCGCGAGCACGGCAUUCCGGUGAAGUAUCUCGAACUUCUAGCGGGCGAGGAAGAAGAUUUGAAAUCGGAAUACUCGCUUACCCAACAUCUUGCCAACAACUUGAUUGAUCUUUACAUCAACCUUCCAUCCAGCAACAAGUUUAGAAGGCCGGCCAACUACAUGAGUAAGGGGUAUCGGACUCGUCGUAUGGCCGUCGAUUAUCAGACACCCCUUGUGACCAACGUGAAGAAUGCAAAGAUUUUGAUUGAGGCAAUUGCUCGCCAGUUUGAGUUGGCUGUGCAGCCUAUCGAUUUCCAGACUAGCCAUCGCACUGUCGUUCUCCCUGGAUUGAUCAAUAUUGCUGCAUUCGUACCCGGUGUUGCAGAUGUUGGCUCAUCGGAUCUCCAGUUGGUAACCAAGGCAUCAAUCUCUGCUGGCUUUUCGAUGAUCCGAGUUAUGCCGGUCGGAAUUGAUAGCUUCGUUACUGACGCCCGAGCUCUGAAGAUUGCGCAAAACAACUCCCAGAAAGCCACGUAUUGCGAUUAUAAUUUUUCCGUUGCCGCCACAUCGACCAAUGCGGAUCAAAUUGGACAGAUCACCGCUAAUGUUGGCUCUUUGUUCAUUCCGUUUAAUCAUUUGGCCGGAAAUAUCAACAAAGUGGCUACUGUCACAUCUCAUUUUGCUUCGUGGCCAUCGAGUAAACCGAUCAUCACGGACGCAAAGGCGACUGAUCUAGCGUCCAUCCUGCUUCUUGCCAGCCUUCACAACAGGAAUGUCCAUGUUAUGAGCGUUACUUCAAAGGACGAUAUUGGCUUGAUUGCGUUGAGCAAGGAGAAGGGAUUGAGUGUCACUUGCGAUGUCGCGAUUUACUCCCUUUUCCUUUCCACCGAAGACUACCCGCAAUGCACUUGUCUGCCGUCGAAGAGAGAUCAGGAGGCUCUCUGGGAGCAUCUGAAUACCAUCGACGUUUUCUCCAUUGGAAGCUUGCCAUACCAGCUUGCGGGCAAGGAGGCAAGUCCAGAAGUUGGCAUUGCCGAUGCUCUCCCACUACUGUUGACCGCUGUUGCCGAAGGGCGCCUGACUCUUGACGACGUUACCUCUCGACUUUACGACAACCCGAAGAAGAUAUUUGAGCUUCACGAUCAGAAUGAUGCCUCCGUCGAGAUUGAGGUCGACCGACCCUAUACCUUCCAGACUGAAGGCGCCUGGUCUCCGUUUAACGGCAAAACUCUCCGCGGAUCAGUUCAGCGCGUCACCUUCCAAGGAAAGACGUCUUGCCUUGACGGGGCUGUGCUCAGUGAUGCCGCUCGCGGUACAGACAUGUCUGACUAUCGACUUGCGCCCCCUCCGUCGCCCUCUGUCAAGGAGUCUCCCAAGUCUCCUCGAUGGGACAACUCGGUUGGGCGACGCCUUUCCUUCAACACGACACCCGUUCCACGUCCCUCACGCUUGAGGCAUAUGGAUACCAUCGCCCUCUCAGGCAACGAAUUGGGUCCGCCUUUGUAUGCCCAACCAACAAGCGCGCCGACGACAUCCCCAUCGCUGAUGGAGCUGCUCUCGCGUUCAACCUUCAAGCAGAAGCACAUCCUAUCAGUGAAUCAAUUUACUCGAGCUGACCUUCACCUUUUGUUUACCGUUGCGCAAGAAAUGCGACUUGGUGUUCAACGUCAAGGUGUCCUCGAUAUUUUGAAGGGCCGGGUCCUAUCAACGCUGUUCUACGAACCCUCUACCCGCACUUCUGCCUCGUUCGAUGCUGCCAUGCAACGCCUUGGUGGCCGCACGGUUGCCGUUGCUACUGAGCAUUCAUCGACCCAGAAGGGCGAGUCGCUUCAGGAUACGAUUCGCACGCUUGCUUCUUACGCUGAUGCGAUCGUCCUUCGCCAUCCACUUGAGAGCAGCGCUGCCACCGCAGCCAAAUUCUCUCCAGUCCCUAUUAUCAAUGGUGGCAAUGGAAGCAUGGAACAUCCUACUCAGGCCUUCCUCGACCUCUUUACUAUCCGUGAGGAACUUGGAACGGUCAGCGGCAUCACGGUUACUUUUAUCGGCGAUCUUCGCCAUGGCCGCACCGUACAUUCGUUGAUCAAGCUCCUCCAGUUCUACGAGGUCCGCGUGCAGCUGGUAUCUCCCAAGGCUCUUGCUCUGCCAGAAGACGUUCGUCAGCACCUCGUCACGUCUGGCCAGCUAGUCCUCGAAACCAGCGAGCUGACUCCCGAGGCUGUUGCCCGCUCUGAUGUCCUCUAUUGCACUCGGGUGCAGAAGGAGCGCUUUGAGGAUCUGAAGGAGUACGAGCGGCUCAAGGACAGUUUCAUUGUCGACAACUCGGUGCUCAAACAUGCAAAGAGCCAGAUGAUUGUGAUGCAUCCGCUGCCCAGGAACGCGGAGGUCGGUGAAGAGGUGGACUUUGAUCAGCGGGCUACGUAUUUCAGACAGAUGAGAUACGGCCUCUACUGUCGCAUGGCGUUGUUGGCUUUGGUGAUGGCACCCUGA